Messenger RNA from Mucor mucedo, 526 nucleotides. RefSeq lists its product as uncharacterized. The record is from RefSeq and is a predicted model, not a curated record. Lineage: Eukaryota; Fungi; Mucoromycota; Mucoromycetes; Mucorales; Mucoraceae. The transcript has 2 exons. The coding region runs from base 80 to 367 and encodes 95 amino acids.
UUACUUUUUUUUUUAAAAAAAAAACCAGCAUUCACUUUUUUUUUUCUUCUUCUGCUUUAUACAUAUACCAAUUUAUAACAUGAUUCCGGAAGAAGAUUACGGUCAAUUAUCACAACAAGAAGCUUCCGAUAACGAACAGGAAGAAGCUAUUGAAUUUAUAUCUUAUGCCGAAAGUGAUGACGACGAUGAGGAUCCUUAUUUUAUGCCCGAGCAUCACAAGCGAACCAGCACUUGGACAUUUCAACGAUUAACAUGCGCUCCUAUUCAAGUGGUACGCUUUACUAUACCCUUUCUCUGCAUUCUUACCAUCAUUACAUAUACCAUUACCAUUGCCGUUAUCACUGAAAAAAAGAAGAAUUCGCUCUAAAGUGACUUGCGUUUUAUCAUGGGAAGGUGGGGGGGGGGAGGUUGAAUUAGGACACCACCCCCCUCUCUCACUCUCGUUUUUUUUUAUUAUUUUAUUUCUCUCACUUUUUUUUCUUUCUUUAAAUAAAAAAUGGCUAAUGAAUAUACAAAACAAGACAUU